GGUCAGGUAAUGUAAUCUAAGUGGGAGCUACUUUAAUGAAAGGCUGAGGAUUUAGUGAGUAUACAGAGAGAAAGAGAAUCAUGGCAAGGUUGGUGGUGGUAGAUCAUCAGCAGAACAAACACCCUACUUUUUCCUCUUCCAUUUCCCACCUUUCUUUUCUCUCUCACUCCAAUGCCUCUAGAAUCCACUCUCAAGUUCAGUAUAAGAAAAAGGUAUGGAAACCAAAAGGAGAAUUAGAUGUUACAGUUUCAAGGCAGCAUCCGACUAAAGCUUUUGCAGUGCCUAGGAGGAAUGCAUUGGCCUUGAUCUUGUCAGGUUACUUCUUCUCAGAAGUUGGGUUCCACAAUAUUGCAUUUGCUGAACAAUCUAUUGGCCUCAGGGAAUACAUAGACACUUUUGAUGGCUAUUCCUUUAAGUAUCCCCAGAAUUGGAUUCAAGUGCGAGGCGCGGGAGCGGAUAUAUUUUUCAGAGAUCCUUAUGUUCUUGAUGAAAAUCUCUCUGUGGAAUUGUCCUCUCCUUCAUCCUCCAGAUACAAGAGUGUUGAAGACUUGGGUCCGCCAAAAGAAGCUGCAAAGAAAGUACUUAAGCAGUAUCUGACAGAGUUUAUGUCUACAAGACUCGGCGUUAGACGCGAAUCUAACAUUCUUUCUACCUCAUCAAAAACUGCUGAAGACGGGAGGCUCUAUUACCACGUUGAGGUAAACAUUAAAUCAUAUGCAAACAACAAUGAGCUAGCAGUUAUGCCACAAGACCGAAUACCUCGACUCGAAUGGAAUAGGAGGUACCUUUCUGUUCUGGGGGUUGAAAACAAUCGUUUGUAUGAGUUGAGACUGCAAACACCUGAAAAUGUUUUCGAAGAAGCAGAGAAUGAUCUCCGCCAAGUUAUGGAUUCCUUUAGAGUGAACAAGGUGGCUGCUUAAACCAUAUGGUUUUCAAAGACCUUGUAAUCUUCUUUGAAUGCCAUUUUCCCAUUAUAAAUGUAGCCCAAUUGAUUCUUGAAUGAUGUGCAUUCUUUAAUGAGUUUUUCCACCUGGUUCAGCUUCUUGUCAAUGUUUGGCUGCCAAAU
Morus notabilis is the source of this 1066-nucleotide messenger RNA. RefSeq names its product psbP domain-containing protein 1, chloroplastic. The transcript is spliced from 4 exons. Gene Ontology annotation, molecular function: calcium ion binding. Bases 81 to 920 code for a protein of 279 amino acids. The record is from RefSeq and is a predicted model, not a curated record. Gene Ontology annotation, biological process: photosynthesis. NCBI's taxonomy places the organism in Eukaryota, Viridiplantae, Streptophyta, Magnoliopsida, Rosales, Moraceae. Gene Ontology annotation, cellular component: photosystem II; extrinsic component of membrane; photosystem II oxygen evolving complex.